AUGUCAAGCCCACGACACUCGCCGCCUCCUUCGGCCGCAGCCCCCAAGCCUAAGGGUAUUCUCAAGAAUGCGGGCGAGCGCAGACCAUCCCAAGGAGAAGGCUUGGGGCAAGACGACGAUGCUGCCAACAGACUGCAAUGGGACGAGACCAACCUCACCCUGCACGAGAUUGAGCGCGAGCAGCAAGAGGCACGGAUGAAGAUUGAUGAGCCCAAGACGCCCUUUGUGCACGGCACCUCGCUUAAUCCUGUUGGAGAUGACGAACUAUUUGACCUUGACGGUGGCGCUCCCAGUGCCAGCUUGUUAGAAAUUCGACGCGGAUCGGCAGCUGAUCAGCUCGCGGCAAACACAUCUGCCAACUCGGGCCGUGCUCCGGGUGAAGGUCUUGGACUUGCCGUUGGACUCGACGCGGCCGACCUGGCCAGAGGUGCCGACAACCACUCGUCCACCGAUAGCCAACCAGCCCCAACCUCGGCACGCUCCACGUCGCGCUCGCCUUCAUUCUCGCUGCCUCCCAAGAGUCCCUCUUCGCGUCGAUCCAGCUCGCGAUCUGCCACAGCGGCUGCAGCCGAUGAUCAGAGGAGCGACAUUCGACAGCAGGCACACGACAUGGAGGUGGACGAUGCCGAUGACGGCGAAGUGGAGGAAGAAGAUCCGGACCCAGAAACUCAAGCCAAGCACGCCGCUUUCGCCGCCAAGAGGAACCAGCACUACGGCAAUGAGGCCGAAGCCAUGAAGAUUGCUGCUGCUCUUGCUUCACAGGAGGAGGAGGAUGACGACGACGAUGACGAGGACCAAGAGUCGAGCCGUCUGCCUCCUGUUCCGACUGUUCCCAACGGUGCCGCCGCGAGUUGA
Messenger RNA from Sporisorium graminicola, 855 nucleotides. RefSeq lists its product as uncharacterized. The record is from RefSeq and is a predicted model, not a curated record. The transcript is spliced from 4 exons. Gene Ontology annotation, molecular function: protein phosphatase inhibitor activity. NCBI's taxonomy places the organism in Eukaryota, Fungi, Basidiomycota, Ustilaginomycetes, Ustilaginales, Ustilaginaceae. The coding region runs from base 1 to 855 and encodes 284 amino acids. Gene Ontology annotation, biological process: regulation of signal transduction.